AGACAGAAAGAAUUGUUUAAGAUUUUAAAAAGGAAAGAUUAUGAAAUACAGGAAUAUAAAAAUACUGGAGCUGUUUUACCAAGAAGGCUUGUUCAACGUUUCACAGGCUCAAGCGGGGUGACCUGGCUGUUUUGAACGUAUUGUUGGUAUUAUUGCAUCGCCUGAUAGCAUUGUUCCCGUACGUAAAGCCUGGCCAUGAUUAUCUUUGGUGGAGGACGUUUCCUCUUAUCUUUGCUGAUUACCUGCGUCUACCAACUGUCAACAAAUGCUCAGAGAACAAGAUCCAAACCUGGAAGUUGUCCACCGCCGUCUCACACAAUUUGUUCUAGACAACUAAAUGAUGCCUGCUUUGCAGACAUUGAAUGCCCCGGGGAACAAAAAUGUUGUGAUAAUAAUUGUGGUUACACAGUUUGUCGGGAUACAGUAUCUGAGGUCUCCUGUGACAUCGCAGUAGAUCUUGGUUUUGUGGUAGAUGCCUCAACAGCCAUAACGCCAUCAAACUUCAACAGAAUGAAAACAUUCAUAAAAGACCUCGUGAACGAGUUUGACAUUCGUGAGGGCGGGACACACGUGGCUGCAAUUGCUUUUGGAGAUAGAGCUAGAAUGGUGUUUGAUUUCAACGAAUUGCAAGGAAGUGAACUAACGAGAGCAAACUUGGCAGAAAAAAUAGACGCAAUUCCACAAAUUUCCGGGUCAAAUAGAAUGGAUUUAGCUCUGACAAUGGCUAAAGAUAACAUGUUCUCAUUCGCUGGCGGAAAACGAGAUAAGACACCGAGGUUUCUUGUUAUUGUAACGGACGGGAUUGGAAAUGAGUGGAGUCAAAACUUUGGUGACUUACAAGAGCUUGCAAAAUCUUUGAAAGAUGGACAAGUUGAGAUCCUCGUUGUUGCGAUUGGCAAUGACGUCAGAAUGGAUGAGUUCAAAGCAAUUUCAUCCGGAGAAAAUACUUUGUUCAAUCCGAAACAGUUUUCUGAUCUUAGAACUUUAUAUAAAAACGUUGCUCUACGUUCAUGCAAAGCUUGCAGUGACGCUGUUGACAUCGGUUUCGCUAUCCCGUCGAAUUCAUUUGCCCAAUUUGAAGACCUCCGAGACUUUGUUAAAAGAUCUUUGAAUUAUGUCGUUGCCGGGGCACAUAAUGUACACGUUGGUUUUAUUCUUUAUCACAAAGAUGCUGAAGUGUACAUCAAAUUUGAUCAAGAAUUUGAUUUAUCAGAACUUAAAAAGCUCGUCGACACUAUUCCUUAUAUCGACACUGGACGGAAUGAGAAUAGAUUGGAUUUAGCACUCCAAGCUGCGGCUAAUGAUUUAUUUACUCUUCGUAGUGGGGUUCGUCAAGGUGCAUCAAAGAAGUUGGUAGUAGUUGGUGUGGCAUCUGUCUUCUCCAAUAGGCCGGCGAUCUAUGCUGCUGAAGAACAAUUAAAAUCACUAGGAGUAGACGUAAUUGGAGUGGCUUAUGGUUCAAAUGUAGAUACGUCCACCAUUAGACGGAUUUCCAGCAGUCCAAAACAGGAAAACUUUAAAGUGGCUUCCACCAUCACGGAACUUUUAAGUCGAGUUCCGAGAUCAGUCGUUACAUCCACCUGUAAAGGUAAAAUGGGUAAGUGUCCUUACACAAUAGUUCCUGAAAGUUGUCCUGCCAAUAGGUUUGAAGAAUGCAAAGUUGAUAAAGAUUGUGCAAAUGAACAGAAAUGUUGUCAACGUGGCUGUGAUCGGAGAUGCAGCGCACCAAAGAAAGGUUGCUUCAAAUCAUUGGAGAUAGCAUUUCUGGUAGAUACAUCAUACUCAGUGAGUGACGAGGAAUUGCAUCGGAUGAAAGAUUUUAUGAGAGAAAUUGUGAAUGGAUUUAGUAUUUCUGAAACUGGAACAAGGAUUUCUAUCGUUACAUAUGAUAGAAACGUAAGAGUCCCAUUGAAAUUUAAAGACAACAGUAACGCAAAGAGUGUUUUUACUCAUAUUAAUAACUUGGACAAAACACGUAAUUCGGAAAGACAACUUCAUCUUGGUUUGGAAAAAAUUAAGUCCGAGGUAUUUUCACUCGAUGCAGGGAAACGUCAGGGAGUUCCAAAUGUUUUGAUUAUACUAAGUGGUGGUACUCCAACUAGUAAUUUGAAUAGAUUAACAGAACUGUCAACAUCAUUAAAGAGCUCAGUGGAUAUCUGGACAGUAGGAAGUGGACCUGAAUCGUCCUCACAAUAUCUCAGAGAUAUCGCAACCACCUCAGCCCAAACUCACAGAUCAACUUUUUUUGAAAACCUAUCUCCAUUCACAACUACAAUCACUACAAAAAUUUGCUCAGAAAAAGCAGGUCAGUGUCCAAAACCGGUGAAAACAUUUUGUUUGAGCCAGAGAAAUUUUUGUGAAAGUGACUACGAAUGUCCAGGAUUUUCCAAAUGCUGCUAUGAUGGAUGUCGGAAAAUCUGUUUGAAUCCUUCUUGGGUAUGUAAGAGGCCAUUGGAUCUUGCUAUCGUGUUGGAAUCUUCACGAAACCUUGAGGAAAAUGACUUUCGUAAAGUGAAAAUGUUUGCAAAAGAUCUCGUUCAGGCGUUAAAUGUUGAUAAUUCUCAAACUGAAAUUGCCCUUCUCUCGUACAGUGACACUGUCAAAACUCAUUUUGAAUUCAAAAAAUAUAAAGGUAUUUUGAACAAAGAAAGAAAUAUCAUCCGCGCAAUAGAUCGGGUUUCGUACAGUGGAGAUACCAAUAUUGCAGCCCAUUUUGCAUUACGUCGAGCACAUAGGAAACUAUUUACCACUGCUGGUGGCUCAAGAAGUUUGGCUGUUAAAGGUUUAAUAUUCAUAACCGAUGGUGUUUUACCGGGCGAUAACACAAAUAUUUUCAGAGAAGCAAUGUCAUUAAAGAGAGCUGGCGUUGCUAUAUAUCCAAUUGCUGCCUCGAAGAAUCCAAACAUAGCUGCCUUAAAAGAAAUUGCCUCAGAAUCCAGUGCUGAGCACGUGUUUCUUGCAACCUCCCUUCCUGCUAUAAUACAAUAUGUUCAUCAAAUAUCACAAGAAGCUUGUAAAGCUGAGGCACCACCAAAACCUGUAAGGGUGAUCAAAGGUCCUCCUGGUGUCCAUGGCAACCGUGGACCACGGGGUAGACCAGGACCACCAGGAGCUCCUGGAAUUUUAGGAGCUGGUGGACAACAUGGAGUUCGUGGCAUUGGUGGCAUACCAGGUUCCGAAGGACGGCGAGGUUCCCCAGGAAUUCCAGGAGCUUCGGGUCCACCUGGACCGAUUUAUUUGCAAAUGGCGGGUCAAGAUUCAAAUGGUCAAGUAAGACGAGUGAUGAUAUCUGCACCCCGGAAUGUCGGUCAACCCGGUAUUAAAGGUGCACGAGGAGUUACGGGUGCCCCAGGAACACCAGGUGGUCCUGGACGUGAUGGUAGUAAGGGUGAAACAGGCACACCAGGUCGACCUGGAGCACGAGGCGAACCCGGAAAUCUCGGAUCCAUUGGUAAUCCAGGUUCAAACGGAAAUCCUGGUCGACCGGGAGAACCUGGUGACAAGGGUGUGAGAGGUGAUGCAGGAAACUCUGCUGGUUUCGGAAGGAAAGGAAAUAAGGGUCACAAAGGAGAAACUGGCCAACCAGGAAUCCAUGGAGAACGAGGACAAUCUGGAGCAACUGGUUCACCAGGAAAACGAGGAAAACAAGGAAAUAAGGGUGCUGGGGGUAUACCAGGAACCGGGGGAAAACAUGGACCACAAGGUGUAAUCGGCAAUCGUGGGAAAAAAGGGGCUGCAGGGAAUGAUGGACCAAAAGGUCCUAUUGGAAAUCCAGGGACAAUCGGUGUGUUGGGUAAGCGAGGUGUAAAGGGAUAUCAUGGGCAAAAAGGACCUCCUGGUCCUCGUGGUCAUCAAGGAGAAACGGGUUCACCAGGUUUAGCUGGUUUUGACCAGCCGCCAGCUGCCGAUGGAAAGAAAGGAGAUAUUGGAAAACCUGGAUCAAAAGGAUCUUUGGGUGACCCAGGUCCAACUGGUGCAACAGGUCCUGCUAGUAGGACAGCCUUGCAGGGAUUCAAAGGUUCUGUUGGCUCAUCUGGGUUGAAAGGGAAACGGGGUGACGACGGAAAAGCAGGUCUGAAAGGUCCCAUGGGCAGUAAAGGAGCGAUGGGAGAUGUUGGAGUACCAGGUGUUUAUGGUGUGAAAGGUGCGCAAGGGAAGAUGGGAAUCCAAGGUGAUUUAGGAUUAACUGGUCUUGAAGGUGGCGUUGGAGAAAGGGGAAUUCAAGGUUCACGUGGAUUUGUAGGAAUUGAUGGCAAAACAGGUGACAAAGGAAAGAUUGGUAAUCGCGGAUCUCUCGGGACUAAUGGUAGAAAGGGUUCUAAGGGAAGAUACGGUAAAGUUGGUCCCCAGGGAAAGCCCGGAAAGCGGGGCUCGAAAGGACGCCUGGGUCGUCCUGGUAGCGAUGGUAAACCUGGAGAUGUGGGACCACCAGGAGAUAAUGGAGCUCCUGGAUCAUUUGGUGUGAAGGGUAUAAAGGGAUAUGCCGGGGUUAAAGGAGAAAUGGGUCCUAAGGGGGCACCAGGAGCUCAAGGAUUGGCGGGACCACAGGGUGCGCUUGGCGGGCAAGGUGCAAAGGGAAUGGAUGGAAACGCUGGUGAUCCAGGAUUGCCAGGCUUUCUUGGAAUGUCGGGUGAACAGGGUAUACGAGGAUUAAACGGGGAGGAUGGAUUGUCAGGACAACAGGGUCCUCCAGGUGAACCGGGAAACAAGGGAAUGAAAGGAGCAAUGGGUGAUAAGGGACCUAUCGGUGAGAAAGGCAUAGAUGGAGAAGUUGGUGAUGAAGGAAAGCGUGGGGAUACCGGACGUCAAGGAGACAUUGGCGCGCCAGGUUUAAUUGGAACGUCAGGAGGAAUUGGCGAUCGUGGGCAACGUGGUAUGAAUGGCAUUGCAGGUCCCUCAGGUAUCCCAGGAAAACCUGGUAAACCUGGCAUUGCGGGUAUUCUUGGGAACACGGGUUUGCAAGGGAAAUCUGGAUCAAAAGGCAAGAAGGGUGAUGCAGGAAUUGAAGGAGCGCCUGGGUUACCUGGGGGUGAUGGUGAUCCAGGUGUUCAUGGCGGACCUGGUCCUGUGGGCGAUCCUGGUGAAGAAGGAGCAAAGGGGGGCGAAGGCAUUCCAGGAAUCCUGGGUGGUCCAGGAAAAUUUGGUCCAACGGGCCGGAAAGGUCUUGCAGGUAUGCCUGGAAAACCUGGUAAACCUGGAAUUCCGGGAGCUGUGGGGGCAUAUGGGGCACACGGCGAGACAGGGUCGCGUGGUGAAAAGGGGGACGCUGGUAUUCCUGGAGCUCGAGGAUUGCCGGGAUAUGCUGGAGAUCAGGGAGAACCAGGGCUUCCUGGACCAUCCGGCACACGAGGUGAAAGAGGACAAUUAGGUCCUUCUGGUAUUCAAGGACCUUCUGGACCUAAGGGAUACCGAGGACACAGGGGAACUCGCGGAGAUAGCGGCACCGAAGGAGUAUUUGGUACAACUGGAGAUAAGGGAGGCCAUGGUGAUAGUGGAAUUUCGGGUGACACUGGAAAAGUAGGACCACAAGGACAAAAAGGUGAAGAUGGACCUCAGGGUGAACCAGGAGAUAGUGCGCAAGUUGCUCAAUUUGGACUUCGUGGUCUGACUGGGCUUCCAGGAGCGUUCGGUCCUCCGGGUGAUAUCGGCCGUGUCGGUUAUCCAGGACUAAGAGGGGAGGAAGGACCGUCUGGUCUACCUGGAGUAAAUGGGAAGCGCGGGAAACAGGGACCAAACGGUGAACAGGGAUACAAAGGAAAUAAAGGGAUACGUGGUGGUUACGGGGGCAUGGGACAGCAGGGACCUCCCGGGCCGCCAGGUUCAGCUGGUGUCAAUGGGGAAGUUGGAUUUAAGGGUAUGCCAGGUGAUUAUGGUAACCAGGGUGAUCAAGGAUCUCCAGGGAUUAUUGGUCCAAUUGGUUAUUCAGGGGCUCCAGGAGACAAGGGAACGAAGGGAGAAAAGGGUGACGGUGGAGUAGACGGUGACGUUGGUCUAACUGGCCCUCGGGGCCCACGAGGACGGAAGGGCAGGCGUGGUGUGACUGGCCCUUAUGGUUAUGAGGGAACUAAGGGUAUUCAAGGCGAGAUUGGCCCGUACGGCUUUGAAGGGGAACGCGGCGAUAGGGGAUACCAAGGAGAUUUUGGUAAACUUGGCAGCCCAGGAGAAAAGGGAUUUAUGGGUGAUAAAGGAUUUUUAGGUCCAAGAGGAGACGAAGGAAAGCAGGGAGAAGAGGGAGUAAAAGGUCAAUUGGGAGCAACAGGUCCGAUAGGAGACCGAGGACCAAAGGGUUUUCCUGGCAAAAGGGGACCUCCCGGCCCUCCUGGUCCCGCAGGUGGUACUCAGCAAACAUCAUUUGGGUCUGUUCGAAAUUCUGGAGGCGCGCGAGGCCUGGAUACCGGCAGACCACCCGAUUAUUAUCAUGGAGAAGAUGAGGAUAGUCAUCAUGGUAUUGAAAAUAGAGUAUCGAAGUCAGUGGAAGAACUCGAAGCCGAGUUACUAACCAGAUUGCACCGUCUCUACAAUGAUUUUGCAAAUUUUCAAAAACCAACUGGAAACAAACAAUUCCCUGCAUUGACUUGCAAAAAUCUCUUUAAUGAUCAUUCACAUUUAAAAAGUGGUAUGUACUGGCUUGAUCCCAACGAAGGUGCUGUGGAAGACGCUGUACAAGUUUAUUGUGACUCCGAGGAGAAAUUAACUUGUAUUUCCCCUGUUGUUAACAAGACGAAAGUAAAACAGUGGUAUAGGGGCGGUGAUAGAUAUUUGUGGUUUAAAGAGGAUAUAGCUGACAGUUUCAAGUUCCGCUAUACGGUGGAGUCCAACCAACUCACGUUCUUGCAGUUGCACAGCGACAAAGCAAAACAAAAGAUUAUUUAUCAUUGCAUUAACUCCACUGCAUGGCGUGAUCAAGCGAAUGACAUCACGCAUUCAAUUAAGUUGCUCGGUGAUAACGAAAGGGUAUAUGAAGCGAGUACUCCACGAAAACACCGUCCCACAGUGCUUAGCGAUGAAUGUAAGGUAAAGGACGACGAAAAACGGAGCACUGUUUUAGAAAUUUUAACUGAAAAAACGUCAAGGCUUCCUAUUCGAGACAUUGCAGUUUAUGACAUGGGAGAUGAUGGAGAACACUUUGGUAUAGAACUUGGAAAUGUCUGUUUUAGCUAGGACUAGGUACAAGUGGAAAUCAUGAUAUCGAUUGGAAUAAAGUUAGGAUAAAUUACAAACCAUGGUCGUAUAUUUUAACCUUUUUUAUAUUUUUUACGCUCGUGAAUGAAAGAUAUAUUCCCAAAAUUGCAUUGAGAUUGAGUUUGGGAGUAGGGUCACGGUGAAGUAGAAAUUGUUUAGAUGUACUUGUAAAUAGCAUCUUGCUGUCGUUGUUCGUUUUUUUUUGCCUAGAAUAUAUAGAUAAAUUUAGACCGUUAAAAAAAUAUAUACAUAAUAUACACUUUUGGAAAUGUGUGUGAGA
Molecule: messenger RNA, 7462 nt
Organism: Dendronephthya gigantea
Lineage: Eukaryota; Metazoa; Cnidaria; Anthozoa; Malacalcyonacea; Nephtheidae
Product: collagen alpha-2(I) chain-like
Exons: 81
Coding region: 196-7161 (2321 amino acids)
Cellular component (GO): extracellular region
Molecular function (GO): peptidase inhibitor activity; extracellular matrix structural constituent
Source: RefSeq, a predicted model, not a curated record